GCUGCAACAACGUUUCAUCCAGGAGGAAGGUCCUCGCUUGUGGUUGUCUUCUGAGGCACUUUUCAAGCACUAAAAGGUUGCGGCUCACCUUUUCUGACUGUUUAGACGAUCAUAUUUAAAGGUGGCCAUGACUCAGGCUGAAAAAGAGCAGGACAACGGGAAGGAGAAGGAAAAGGAGCGAGAAAAGGACAAAGAGAAGGAGCAACAGCGCGGAGUGAAAAGACCCAUCGCUCCUCCGGCCAUCCCAGAGCCCCUUCAGGAGCAAAUACAGAGCAACUUUGUAGUUGUCAUCCAUCCUGGUUCAAGGACACUCCGCAUUGGCCGAGCAACAGACACUCUUCCCGUGACGGUCCCACAUGUGAUAGCACGCAGACACAAACAAAGUGGACAGCCCAGAUAUGAAGAUGCCUGGCUGUUGAGAGAAGGUCUCAAUAAACCAGAGAGUAAAGAGCAGAGGCAGAAUGGGCUUAAAAUGGUCGACCAAGCCAUCUGGUCCAAAAAGAUGUCAAACGGAGUGCGGAGGACUCCCGUGUCUGCAGAGCAGGCCAGAGCAUAUAAUUGUCAGAUCCGUCCAGCAGUACUAGACACCAGCUCCAGGGUGAAGUGGACCAACACAGCCCACCAUCCUCCUCAUCUGGUGGGAGAGGAGGCUCUUUAUGCGAAUCCAUCCGACUGUUACAACAUCCACUGGCCUAUCGUCAGAGGUCAGCUCAAUGUGCACCCUGGUCCUGGAGGCUCACUGACCGCAGUCCUGGCUGACCUGGAGACCAUUUGGAGUCAUGCCAUUCAAAAACAUCUUGAGAUCCCCCUCAAAGAUUUAAAGUAUUACAGAUGCAUCCUAUUGGUCCCUGACAUUUACAACAGGCAGCAUAUCAAGGAAAUUGUCAACAUGUUGCUGCUUAACAUGGGCUUCUCAGCAAUCAUUGUGCACCAGGAGUCCGUGUGUGCUACAUUUGGCAGUGGGUUGAGCAGUGCUUGUGUUGUGGAUGUAGGAGACCAGAAGACAAGUCUCUGCUGCGUAGAGGACGGAGUGUCCCACCGGAACUCUAGGUUGUGUUUGGCAUAUGGUGGCUCAGAUGUGACCCGUACUUUUUUCUGGCUCCUGCAGAGGGCGGGUUUUCCCUACAGAGACUGUCAGCUGUGUAGCAGACUGGACUGUCAGUUACUGCAACACCUAAAAGAGACCUUCUGCCAUCUAGACCAAGACAUGUCAGGACUACAAGAUCAUGAAUUCCAGACACGUUUCCCAGAAGCCCCAGCUCUGCUCUACCAGGUUCGACUUGGGGAUGAGAAAUUACAGGCACCUAUGGGUCUUUUCUACCCAACCACAUUUGGGAUCACAGGUCAGAAGAUGACAUCACUCCAGUACCGUUCCCAAGGUGACUCAGAAGAUCCUCAUGAUGAACAGUACCUGCUGGCCACACAGAGCAAACAGGACCAGUCCUCCAAAUCUGCAGACCGGAAGGCUAUCUCCAGACCAGUUGGAGCUUUGGAUGGUGAGAUGAGCAGUCAGGGAGGGAUUGGAGAGCUCUCUGACCUACCCAGGGGCUGCGGGUUUGGUGGCAGUGGAGGAGGGAUGCAGGGGGAGAUGGAGCUUGGGCCAUCCCAGGGGGAGUGCCUGAUGGGGGUGGGAGAGGUAGACGAGCACCUGUCGGCUCACCUCUCCAGAAAGACUGCAAUCAUGAACCAGUUUGAGAGCAAAGCGCUGGGCCUGGAUAAGGCCAUCCUGCAUAGCAUCGACUGCUGUGCCUCAGACGAAACAAAACGAAAGAUGUACAGCUCCAUCCUGGUGGUGGGAGGGGGCCUCAUGUUUCACGGUGCUCAGGAGUUUCUGCUACACCGCAUUAUCAACAAGAUGCCUCCAUCCUUUAGAAGGCUGGUAGACAAUGUGGAAGUUAUCACACGGCCAAAGGACAUGGACCCUCGCCUGAUAUCAUGGAAGGGGGGAGCAGUGCUGGCGUGUCUGGACACCACCCAGGAGAUGUGGAUUCACCAGAGGGAGUGGCAGCGCUUUGGCGUCCGAAUGCUCCGUGAGAGAGCUGCCUUUGUCUGGUGAAGCCAAACUGAUUUUGCUUGGAAGCUCUUUUUAAAGUGUUUUCAAACACUGUGUUUCGCGUGUAAAAAGGAACAGACAUCAGAUGUAUGUUCUGGAGUUAAUCAUAAACAUGGAAAAGAAAGUAAGAAUUUGCUCCAGAAUGAAACAACCAGAAAGACUUGGCAGCUGAAAAUGAUGAAACUCUUGAGCACAAACCUUAAGUGUUCUGCCAGCAGCAAAAGUUAAACAAAAUCUGCAAAAUGGGAAGGCAUAUUGAUCAGUUAUAGCAUUGCUAACACCAAAUCUUUGCUUUUAGCUGAGUGUUCUGUGUUAGCAUCUCCUUGCAUCAAACCCUCCCUAGGUGGUGAUUGUUGUAACUUCUUAACAGACUUUAAGAGGAGAGGGGGUUAAUGUUAAUGUUCUGUAAAUAUUAGUUAUUCUCCCAUGUUUAUGAAUGUUUAGAGUUGUGUAAAUAAACCUGUCACGUGCA
Messenger RNA from Toxotes jaculatrix (banded archerfish), 2525 nucleotides. RefSeq names its product actin related protein 8 (gene actr8). NCBI's taxonomy places the organism in Eukaryota, Metazoa, Chordata, Actinopteri, Toxotidae. Gene Ontology annotation, cellular component: Ino80 complex. Gene Ontology annotation, biological process: double-strand break repair; regulation of DNA-templated transcription. Bases 128 to 2056 code for a protein of 642 amino acids. The record is from RefSeq and is a predicted model, not a curated record. The transcript is spliced from 13 exons.